CUGUAUAUAUGUAAGACUCCAAGGUCCGAUGGUGACGCCAAAGUCCGAUGGUCUCGCCAAACCCCGAUGGUCUGCGCCAAACCCCGAUGGCACGCGGUCUUUACGGACGCCAAAGUCCGAUGGUCACGCCAAAGUCCGAUGGUUGGUUUCCUAUGAGACGCGCGACGCUAAAGUGCGAUGGUCUGAUACGCCAAAGUCCGAUGGUGCGGGAAUAGCUGUUAACGUUUAUGACGUCAUAGUAUUCUGACGUUAAUCUUCUAAUUUUCAAAACCCAAAGAAAAACAUGGAUGCGGCAGUUUGUCCGGAUGACGGAUAUAUCUUUGAAAAGGUUAAGAAGAAGCGGGAGACAAAUGACCCAAGUCCGGAGCAGUUUUGGUCCGUUAUGAAAGAUGUCGAGAAAAUAUGCAAGUUAAAGGCAGAAAAUUCCGCAUGGGGAGCAAAGAGAAUUAAGGAGGAGCUAGGUAUUUCAAUGGGGGAAACAAGUGUACGGAAAUAUGUGUCAAAUUUUAUAUACGACAUUGACACCGAGUCCACCUUCUAUAGGAGCUCGAAAGUAAGCGAGGUACAUAGAAGAGUUCUAUCCAAGGAUCAGCUGAUCGUUGAGAUUCAAAGAAAUCACAAUGUGGAUCACAGAAAAAGUGAUGCCAUCUACGAGACAAUCAGGAAAACAUUCUUUCCUGUCACUCGGGAAAAUGUUCGACUUCUCUUCAAACAGCAUGUAGAAUGUAGCAAGUGUCUUGCAGCAGUUGAUCUGCCGAAAACGGAGAGGACGAGACGUCCAAUUCCGGCAUCAUACCCUAACAGCAGAUGGCAAAUGGACCUAAAGAAAAUGCCACCAUGCAGAGGAUUCAAUUACAUUUGUAACAUAGUAGACUGUUACAGCAGGUUUGCUUUUGGAGCCUGCUUAAAGCAGAAAACAGCGAAAGAAGUCUCAGACGUUCUUCUGCGCUUUAUCUACUUAUUCGGGCCUCCCAGAAUCCUACAAACCGAUAACGGGAAAGAAUUUAAUAACGCUGAUUUAUCGGCCGUAAUGGAUGAAUUUAAGACAAGGCAUGUUAAUGGUAGACCUUACCAUCCCCAGUCCCAAGGUCGAGUCGAAAGGUUUAAUAGAACCGUGGUGGCAUACUUCCGGACCCAAUUUGUCGACACCAGAGACUGGCCACGUAACCUGGAGGAGUUUUAUUAUAAGUACAACAACCGCGUCCACAAGUCCACAAAACCCAUGACACCACAUCAGAUGUUCUUCAAAAGACCAAACUUCUCUGUCGUAGUAGAAGAACAGAUAUCGAUGUGCAACUUAACAAGAGAGGAGAGAGAAUUUCUGGAAAAAGCUCACCUUGAUGUCGAUGAGGAUGACGCAGAUGAACAAAGUAAUGACAAAAAGGACAAUGAAAUUGACAGCAAUAACACGGAUUCAGAGUCAAACCAUGCCAACCAAAAUAUAAUUUCAACACAACUGCCAAUCACGUCAACAAGUGAUGAUGAAGCAACGGUCACUACUGGAGAUCUGAAUAAGCUCCCACUGGAUUUGUCUCCCCUGCCCCGUGAAAGCACUAAACCACUGCAAGAUGUAACAAACACUCAAGUUAUGCGCACCGCUCAACAAAUGCAGGUCACUACUGGAGAUCUUGAUAAGCUCCCGCUGGAUUUGUCUCCCCUGCCCCGUGAAAGCACUAAACCACUGCAAGAUGUAACAAACUCUCAAGUUAUACGCAACGUUCAACAAAUGCAGUACGGUGUAAGUCCAUACUACAAAGAUUUGUAUAACCGGCUAUUCCAGUACCCCGCAGUCAACAAUAAAAGAAGAUACUCAGACUCUAUGUGCUCCAUGAAAGAGAAUUCUGACCACUGGAACAACGACUUGUAUCCACUGGAACUCUUUCCUAAAAAACCAGCGACUGUAGCAACACUGCAGAAGUUUGAUCCCGCAGUAGACGACAUCGUAGAUUUUAAACCGAAUUCGGCGCUUUCUGCUGGUACAAACGUUUUCCUAUCGGGCUACUGGAGGAAAGGACGGGUAACUAAAGUUGACAUGGACGAUAGCAAAGGAAAAGUGUACACUGUGGAGGACUGCGAGAACUAUAAAAUUCACCUUUUGUCUAAAUAUCUAAUGCGUCCUAACAUGCUGUAAAUUGCAAAUGUACAAUUAAGGGUCUUGGAAUAAAUAUUAUUAUAAUGGAUCUAGAUUAAAUAUUGGUAUUAUUUUCAACAAUUU
Molecule: messenger RNA, 2215 nt
Organism: Saccostrea cuccullata (small rock oyster)
Lineage: Eukaryota; Metazoa; Mollusca; Bivalvia; Ostreida; Ostreidae
Exons: 8
Coding region: 284-2131 (615 amino acids)
Biological process (GO): DNA integration
Molecular function (GO): nucleic acid binding
Source: RefSeq, a predicted model, not a curated record